CCCACACACAACCCCCCUGCCCCCACCGCCCCCCACGGGGGCAUGAUACCAUCGUCGCUAUGCUGUCUCGACUGCGCCGAGAUGCCCCCCUUCCUCGCCACCUGCCUGCGGCGGCGAGGCGGCGACGCGGUCAUGGGCGACCCUGCCAGCGGCGGCUCGCCAGCGCUUUCGCGAGUUCCCCUCGACGAGCUCAUAAGGUCGCUCCAGGGCCAGGCCGCCGCGGACGAGGGGCGCCGUCCGGCCCAGGACCGAGGGCUCGGCGCUGCGCCACGUGGCCCCCUGGUUUUGCCGCAGCGUCGUUCGCGCAGGCCUCGCGGUCCUGGGGCGCUGCGGGCAGCUCUUCCUGGCAGACACACGCAGUGGCGGUUGUGGCGACUAGGCCCCACAAGCACCGUGGCUGCUGACUGUGGGACGGCGACAGGAGGCCCUGCAGCGGAGACGGCGGGCGCCCUGGCGGGCUCGUGCUGCCGGCGCAGGUAAUUCGCCAGCCGUCCCUUGAGUGCCGCUGCAGCGGGGACAUGGGCGAGAGCCGUGCGCCGGUGGCCAACAAGACCGCGACUCCC
Messenger RNA from Prorocentrum cordatum, 563 nucleotides. NCBI's taxonomy places the organism in Eukaryota, Dinophyceae, Prorocentrales, Prorocentraceae. The record is from the annotation of a GenBank genome assembly.